Schizophyllum commune H4-8 is the source of this 2364-nucleotide messenger RNA. RefSeq lists its product as uncharacterized. The record is from RefSeq and is a predicted model, not a curated record. Lineage: Eukaryota; Fungi; Basidiomycota; Agaricomycetes; Agaricales; Schizophyllaceae. The transcript is spliced from 12 exons. Gene Ontology annotation, cellular component: nucleus. Gene Ontology annotation, molecular function: chromatin binding; methyltransferase activity. The coding region runs from base 38 to 2329 and encodes 763 amino acids.
CGACACCAUCCUCACCCCAAAGCACAAACGCGCCGACAUGCCCACACGCGAAUCACUCAAAGCCCGCCUCGUCACCCCUGAAGACCUCUUCACCCUCGCCCGCAUCCUGUUCAUCGACCGCCCCAAAGGGCGGGUCCACCUGCAGUUGUACGCUCCCGCGCGCGAGACAAUGAUGAAUGAGCUGGGCGGAACGAGGGAGGUCUUUGCGACGGAGAAGUGUCUAGGCGAUGUGCGGGCCAAGGAUAUCUGUGGUACUGUGGGGAUUGUGAGGGAUGGAGAGGUGGAGCCGGAGCCAGGCAAGAGGCGGCUGAGAUUCGCAUACGAUUCCGCCGUAGGCAGCUUCUCAGACAUCCCACGAGACGACUUCCUCGGGCCUCCUCCAGCUGCGAGAGAUGGAAAGCCGCAAUUCUGCUGCAGACUGUGUGCUUUCCGCGAGCGCGAGGACCCAAUUCCCUAUCACCGUGACGACUACGUGCUUUUCAAAGGCCAAGACGAUGCAAAGGGGACAGCACAUAUCGGUCAGAUACGAAGUAUCCAGGGAGCCCGGAUCAAGGUCCGACGCUUGCAACGGGCUCGGGAUCUGCUGAGGUCAGAGUCCGGUGAAGUGAGCGAUUUCGACCGCGACGUAUAUCUGAGCGAAGGACCGCCGACUUCUAUCUCAAAACACGACAUCCUUCGAUCAUGCCUCGUCGUCUCGACAAAGACCUACGAAAAGCUCCCUCCCUCGAUCCGCGCCUCGCCGUAUACCUUCGUCGCCCUAGGUAAAAUCCGUAACGGUCAACGCCAGCUAUCCGCAUCCCUCGACGUGCCACAGUGCACCAAGUGCAAACAGAAGCUGGAGAAGGCGCAGAGUGAAGAGGCCGCAUUGACGCGGCGGUCCGUGCUCGACCUCUGCGCGGGCGUCGGCGCGUUCGGUUCAGCGUUGGCGGAAGGUAGUGGUGGCACCCUCAAGAUUACGCACGCGAUCGAGCUCUCUCCGUCGGCGGCGCGGACUAUUGAAGCCAACCAUUCCGAUGUCAAGGUGUACAAUCAGUGCGUCAACACGAUGCUGCGGUAUGCCGUGCAUGUACACGAUCGCAAGGCCGUAGACGCGUCUCCCAAGCAGCUCUGGGACGGCGAGACGCAGGUUCCUGACCCGCCACGGCCUGGCCAGAUACGUGUCAUCACGGCCGGCUUUCCCUGCCAAUCCUUCUCCUCCGUCAACCGGCAUCGCACACGAGACGACCCGCGGAACAACAUCUUCCUCAACGUGCUCUCCUGGGUCGCGCACCUCAAGCCCGAAUACGUCUUCCUGGAGAACGUGCGCGGCUUCGUGUACGCGAAGUUGAGCGAGACGCGUGGUGGACCUGCCAUUAUUUCGGGCGGGCCGCUCAAGUUAUGCGUGCGAAUACUAACUGAACUUGGCUACCAAGUCCGCUUCAGCCUCCUCCAGGCCGCGCACUACGGCGCCCCCCAAGACCGCCUCCGCUUCUUCCUCGUUGCCGCCCGAAGCGGCCGCACGCUCCCCCAACUGCCCCAACCUACGCACGACCUAGCUUCGCUGCCCGUGAAAUGCGGCAGCAUCCGCAUGCCACUAGAGCUCGCUGGGGGCCCUGUACGCAUUGAGGCGGUCAAUCCGGGCGCAGGCCGUGCGCCGCACAAGGCGGUGACAAUCGGAGACGCGAUCGGUGACCUUAGACGCUUUCAUUGGGAACAACAACCUGAUCACAGAGUCAACGACGGCAUCCCGCUGCUCCCAGCAGAUGGUAUCGGACGCAUAGGCUACGUGAGCCCUGAGGAUGCGUACGAGCACGCGCCGCGGACGACGUUCCAGGCCAAUGCACGUCGGAAACCCGCGACCGGUGAUAUCCAGCACUAUACGGCGCAGUUUAACGAGGAAACGGCGAAGAAAGUCGUGGGCAUCCCGAUGGAACCGAAUGCAGACGCGCGGCACCUACCGCGCGCUCACCAUACCUUCAUGCUGCACAAUCCCAUGUCAGCCAAUGGGCAGGCUGGGUUCAACAAGGCCUAUUUUGGCCGCCUGGACGAGAAAGCGCUCUUCAUGACCAUCACUACGCAAAUGAAGCCGACAGCCAAGCAGUCGCGAUGUCUGAACCCCUGGUGCCGCCGCGUGAUCACCGUACGCGAACUCGCCCGCGCCCAAGGCUUCCCCGACGACUUCGUCUUCAAAUCCGUCAAGGGCGAGCACGAUAUCAAUACGCUGCAGCGACAAAUCGGAAACGCGGUCGCAUGGCCUGUGGCCGCCGCGCUAGGUCGCGAGUUGAAGGACGCGAUGUUGGCGGAUGAUACAAGGAACAGGGAGGAGGCUGAACUUGUAGAUUCGGAUUGAUACCUGUCAAGACUUAUACCAUCUGAUGUUCCAUC